Messenger RNA from Dendronephthya gigantea, 1647 nucleotides. Its product is annotated as endophilin-A2-like. The transcript has 11 exons. Bases 272 to 1336 code for a protein of 354 amino acids. Lineage: Eukaryota; Metazoa; Cnidaria; Anthozoa; Malacalcyonacea; Nephtheidae. Gene Ontology annotation, cellular component: cytoplasm. The record is from RefSeq and is a predicted model, not a curated record. Gene Ontology annotation, molecular function: protein binding.
UUGACAGAUUGCAACUUUUUGAUAUGAUGCUUAGGGAUAGGUCGGGGUACCUGGGAGAACAUUAGGUAUUUAAUGAUUGAUUGAGGGGUAUGAGUAAGUAAGGAUGGAUAUGAAUCCAUUUGCGGAUAUUUAACCCAAUUUAUCCCCGUUUCGUCUUGAAAACACGUCCCAAAAGUCAAAACAGUAAAAAUUUUGAGUAUUCAUGGUUUGAUUCAACAUUUCCUCCACUUCACGCUAAACUUUCGGUUCGAUCUAACUGGUCGUUUGCAAGAUGUCUCUUGCUGGAUUUAAAAAACAAUGGAACAAGGCUAACCAGUUUAUGAGUGAAAAAGUUGGUAAUGUUAAAGGAACACAACUAGAUGAAGAAUUUCAAGAUUUAGAAAAGAGAACAGAUGCAACAGCCGCACUAGUUGUUCAAUUACUUGGCAGAACAAAGGAAUACCUUCAACCUAAUCCCAAUGCCAGGGCAAAACUAUCAAUGCAGUCUGCAGUGGCAAAGGCCAGAGGUCAUCAAGCUCCGACGAGAUAUCCACAAACUGAGUCCACUCUGGGGGAGGCCAUGAGUAAGGGGCAACAGGAAUUAGGAGAUGAAUCUUUAUUUGGUGAUGCUUUGGGAGAGACUGGUGAAGUUUUUAAACGGCUUGGAGAGAUCAAAGACAAUCUGGAUGCUGAAGUAAAACAAAAUUUUUUGGACCCAUUAUAUCUUUUGGAAAGCAAAGAAAUUAAAGAAAUAAAUCAUCAUAGAAAGAAAAUGGAAGGCAGACGACUUGACUUUGAUUGUAAAAAGAGGAAAGGCAGCAAAAUUCCUCCUGAAGAAAUUCGUGCUGCAGAAGAUAAGUUUGAAAGUUCAAAGACAGUUUGCUACAAUGCAAUGUUAACUUUAACAGAAGGAGAGGAUGAACAAAUCACGCAACUAACAGACUUUGUCAAAUCUGUUAUGGAAUAUCAUCAGCAAUCCUAUGAUAUUCUUGAAACGCUUGUUUCCACACUGGAUGAUAAGGUAAGCGAGGCGUCAAGCAGACCACGGAAGGAACGACGCACAGAACACGAGCCAAAAUGGACUGGCGAUGAUGAUGAUGAUGAAGAUGACAACAGCAGUGGUGGUUACUCCUUCUCUCCUACGCCAGCUAAACGAAAUGGUGACAGCACAGCAUCACCCUGUGCCAAAGCACUUUAUGACUUUGAACCAGAAAAUGAUGGCGAGCUGGAAUUUGUUGAAGGUGAUAUGAUCACUUUAACAGGUCGUAUCGAUGAAAACUGGCUAGAGGGGACAGUGAAUGGUAAAAGUGGAUAUUUCCCUGUGAAUUAUGUUGAAAUUAUCAAUGAUUUACCCUAGUUACCGUACACAGUUCAAUAGCAACCACAUGAUCAUGCAUUGCAAUUUAACGCUUUUGGGAUUGGAAUAUAAUGUAUUAACUACAUGAUUGAAAAGUACCAGUCAAUGUGUAGGACAGUUUAGCUUUAUUUUGAAAUUUCUGUUACAUUAUGUUAUACAUUCUUCAUUCAUUCCUGAUCAUUUUGCUAAUCCAAUGACCGAGGGUAAAACAACCCUCUAGAAACUAAUUAAACCUGUGAUUGAAUUUUUGCUAAUGAGAUAUAAAAACAUUUGUAUGAAGAUUUAAUACACAAUAUAUUAUUGUACCUAAA